This is a messenger RNA of Anisakis simplex (herring worm), 132 nucleotides long. The record is from the annotation of a GenBank genome assembly. Lineage: Eukaryota; Metazoa; Nematoda; Chromadorea; Rhabditida; Anisakidae.
AAUUUCUACGGUAAGGCAGGUAUUCAGUUCUACACGCAGCUGAAAACAGUGACACAGCUGUGGCAGCCGACUGAAAAGGCGGAGACAGAUGGAGGUUCGAAGCCGCAGAUGGCAUUCCCGCAGAUUAAGUGA